This is a messenger RNA of Acanthopagrus latus (yellowfin seabream), 2649 nucleotides long. RefSeq names its product geranylgeranyl diphosphate synthase 1 (gene ggps1). Gene Ontology annotation, molecular function: prenyltransferase activity. The record is from RefSeq and is a predicted model, not a curated record. Gene Ontology annotation, biological process: isoprenoid biosynthetic process. Lineage: Eukaryota; Metazoa; Chordata; Actinopteri; Spariformes; Sparidae. The transcript is spliced from 4 exons. The coding region runs from base 483 to 1430 and encodes 315 amino acids.
UUGUCUUCCUGCUUUACUUAUAAGUCGGAAGCUGUUGCCGGGCAAUGUGGCAGCCUAACGGCAACACACAAUGCGCGAGGCACCCAUGUUACACCCCCUCCUGCUUUGCGCCUGCUCUGUAAGGAGCAUAUAUAUGUAGCUCAUGAAUGCUAGCUUGAUUUGAAAAGUGACAGCACAGUCCUCAGUGGAAAUUACGCUAGCGUAGCAUAGCAUGGUGAAAUUAGCCAGUAACAAGCGGACCUUAAAAUGAUGUGAAAGUGUGGAUGUGGCAGUCAUAUCGUGUGCCUUAGUCGACCACCGUUUAAGUGGGAAUUUUUAUUUUGACGAAGAAAGAAAGGAAGAAAUGCUCACUUGUGAUAUAUUGGCGCGUUUAUGUUAGCCUGCUAACGCUAGCUACCUAGCAUUCUGGCUAAUAGGAACUCAGGACCGGCUAGUCAGCGGACUGAACAGUCAGCAGCCAAGAUUUGUGUAAACUUGAAGCAAUGGAGAGUGACCCGCAAGCAGCCUCCGAGCGAAUUCUACUGGAGCCAUACAAGUACUUGUUGCAGCUGCCAGGAAAGCAAGUGAGGACAAAACUAUCACAAGCGUUUAACCACUGGCUUAAUGUUCCCGAGGACAAACUGCAGGUGAUCAUCGAGGUGACGGAGAUGCUUCACAAUGCCAGCUUGCUAAUAGAUGACAUCGAGGACAGCUCCAAGCUCCGGCGAGGCUUCCCCGUCGCUCACAGCAUUUAUGGCAUUCCCUCCGUCAUCAACUCUGCCAACUACGUCUACUUCUUGGGCUUAGAGAAGGUGCUGACCCUGGAGCACCCCGAGGCUGUCCGAGUGUUUACCCGGCAGCUGCUGGAGUUGCACCGCGGUCAGGGUCUGGACAUCCACUGGAGGGACACCUACACCUGUCCCACUGAGCAGGAGUACCGCAACAUGGUGCUACAGAAAACAGGAGGGCUCUUUGGCCUGGCUGUUGGCCUGAUGCAGCUCUUCUCAGACUGGAAACAGGACCUGAAACCCCUCCUGGACACCCUGGGCCUCUUUUUCCAGAUCCGCGACGACUACGCCAACCUGAGCUCUCGUGAGUACAGCGAGAACAAGAGCUUCUGCGAGGACCUGACUGAGGGCAAGUUCUCUUUCCCCACCAUUCACGCCAUAUGGUCGCGUCCAGAGAGCACCCAGGUGCAGAACAUCCUGAGGCAGCGCACGGAGAACAUGGACAUCAAACGAUACUGUGUUGACUACCUGGAGAAGGUAGGCUCGUUCGCUUACACCCGUCAGACUCUGCGGGACUUGGAGAUAGAGAGCUACCGCCUCAUCAGGGAGUUUGGGGGGAACCCUCAACUGGAAAGCCUUGUUAAACACCUCAGCCAAAUGCAUCAUGAGGCUGAAGAUGCAGCAGAGUCCAGUGCUGAGCCACAGUCAAGCCACAACCAAUGACCUCAUCCUACUUUACAUAAUCUCCCCUGCACACUCCACUAACACAUACAUUUGUUAAUACACUGAUGCAAGUUCAGUACAGAUACUGGUAUGUCAUAUUCACAAACUAUUUAAUGACUCACAAUGAAAAGCCACGUUUCCACCCGGAGAAAAUCUUUACUCCCAGCGACUGAAAGGUUCCUUCAUCCUGUCCAUCCCAGUUUCAGUGUUUUAAUAUAUAAAAAGAAGGUCUGGACUUUGUCGGCUGUCUUAUGCUCUUUUUUUUUUUUUGUAUCUCCAUGUUAGUGUUUUAAAGCACAAUUAACAAAAACAAACUAGUUUCAGGGUACAGAAUUUUUUAAAACGGUGGCGGAAAUAAAUGGUUUGAGUACCAGCCCAAUCAGCAGUGUUCUGUGCUGCAAGCCCAACUCCCAAAGUUCCUUCACUACUGGAAGGUACAAACCCCCCAUGACUCUUUUUUGGAGUAAAAUGAUGCCCCUGGUCCUCCAAAGGUUUCUAGUCCCUGAUGUUCCCGUGGUGGAAACAUGGCUGAUCAUUACACUUGAAUUUUGAUGGUUACAGCUGUGUUCAGCUGCUACAAGACAGCCCCAAAUGUUGCCUCUUUAUUUUGGUACUCGUCAGCAAUUUUUGGCAUCCAAGUGUAGCUGUGCUGUCAGUGGGAGAAAUCAAUUAAAAUACAAACUAACUUGUUACAGUUUUUGGUUUUCUGAGAAUGAACAAUAACAAGUGUGCAACAAAGCUUGAACGCCUUCCUUUUGAUGUGCACAACAGUGCAUAUAAAUGUAUUUUUUUAAUGUUUUGUCCCUAUAUGAAAACGGAUAACCUAGGGCAGAGUGAAUGCUGGGUGCUUUUUCUGAAGUCCCUGUUUUAAAGAAGAUGUGGAUGUCUCGAAUGUAUGAUCUGUGAUUUAGGGGUCCUUGAUCAUUAAGCUGCCUGAGUGCCAAUCUUUUAGGGAAAAAAACCCUCUGCAACUCAAUUGUCUGCUUGUUAUGUAACAUGCUGGCAUUAUAUGCAAAGUAGAGCUUGUGCUGUUCCUGCUCAGCUGUUCAUGAAUUCUCUGUCUGCUCGGGUUUAUUGCAGACUGUUUCCAUUCUCAGAUUCAACACAGUUCUUCACAGCUCUAAUGUUUUAUUAGGGGGGUAUUUGUAAGUAGACACUGUGCUGAAGUUGACAACUUAUUUGCAUCUGUUGAAUAAAAAAAAAAACCCUUCAAAGAUGA